AUGUCUCAAGUCAGUUGUCAAAAGUGCCCUCCUAUCUCCGUACUUCAGUGGAAUUCAGCGAAUAACCAUUGGCAUCAGCGCUGGGUCAAUAGCGACGAAUUUCAUAGCGAUGACAGUUGCCAGGCGAUAUACGCAGAAUCACAGAUAUGUAUAAUUGCCAAUGUGAUUCGCGCAUGUCUCUCGUGCCGAAAUUCGUUCACUAAGGCAUUCUCUAUUCCUCAGAUAUGGUGGUCGGACUACUGCCGAAACUCGAACGGAUACCUUGGGAGUGAUAUAAACAGACGUAAUGGGGUUGUCACGGGGUUCAGUACGUGGGCUUAUUUUGAGGUCAAACAUUUGGAUGCUAAGAUGAAUUAUCAAUGGCAUAAAAUGAAUAUAUUUAUACGAUGGUUAGCCCCUACAAAGCAGACAAUAGUUCUUGCUUUCGAUACGCGGUCUCCCAUCGUAGAUCGCAUACCCGAUUCGCUUCAAAAUCCAGACUCCAGCUGUCUCGGUGAUCCGUUCUGGGUUUAUGCCCGGCUGGCUAGCGACGUGGUAGACCUCCAAGACUCUGCCGUCUGGGCUAUUCGUAACCAGGUGAGGGCAAUAGAGACGGAGAGGAAGCCGGAAGGCAAGCCGCAACCGGACUACAGACAUCUUCACGAUGUCGCUCGACACGCUAUUCACGUAACAGAGUCUCUCAAUGUUGCUGCUGAAAGCAUAGGAGGUAUUCUGGUGCAGCAUGAUGAAUUCUUGAGACAGAACUUCCCAAACAAGAUGAUACAGACUGACGCCUCGGAAGCUGUUCACCGCCAGCUGCUUUUCUGCAGACAUAUGCUUAAUAACCUCCUCCACCGGUCCAUCUCUAAUCGCGAAAGGUUACAGAACGAGAUUCAACUUGCAUUUAAUACUGUUGCCCAGUACGAUGCGGGGAUUUCCGUCCAGAUUGGACGUGCUGCCCAGUUAGAUGGCGCAUCAAUGAGGAAGGUUGCUUUCGUCACCAUGAUGUUUUUGCCAGCUACUUUCCUCUCCGCUGUUUUCAGCAUGUCGUUCUUCGAUUUCCAAGCCGAAUCUGGCUCUUGGAACGUAUCGAGCAAGUUCUGGAUUUAUUGGGUGUUUGCAAUUCCGAUUACUAUUGCUACUAGUCUUUUGUGGUAUUUCUGGCAUAAAGUCUUCCCUCUCACGCCUGUGGGGUAG
Messenger RNA from Daldinia childiae, 1176 nucleotides. RefSeq lists its product as uncharacterized. The record is from RefSeq and is a predicted model, not a curated record. The transcript is spliced from 4 exons. The coding region runs from base 1 to 1176 and encodes 391 amino acids. Gene Ontology annotation, molecular function: cobalt ion binding; magnesium ion transmembrane transporter activity; cobalt ion transmembrane transporter activity. Lineage: Eukaryota; Fungi; Ascomycota; Sordariomycetes; Xylariales; Hypoxylaceae.